UUCCGUCUUCCCUGAAAACAUCUCUCAUGUCUCUCUCUCUACAAUCCGCAACCAGAAACGAGGAUCAACAACAUUAUUUCAGGGUUCUAAGAAAAUUCAACAAUCAGGUCGAACAGUCAAACCCACGCAAAACCCGAAUAUAAAUGCCAUUUCUCUCUUCCUUUUUCUUCUCUCUACAAUCCACAACCAGAAAUCAGGAUCAACAACUUAUUCGGGGCAAUUGAUUGAUCCCUUUAGGAAAAAGAUAAAAGUCACGCCGUUAGAAAUUACAAUCUUAUCGCCAUGUCGAUGUCUGAUUCCGAUACGUCGUCGCAGGGGAGCGAGUACAAGAAUUUUCGCCAAAUUAGCCGCGAUAGAUUAUUAUAUGAAAUGCUCCGAUCAGCCAAAACAGGGGACUCAAAGUCAAGUUGGAAGGUACUCAUCAUGGACAAAUUAACAGUUAAAAUAAUGUCUUACUCGUGCAAGAUGGCAGAUAUCACAGAGGAAGGAGUUUCAUUGGUGGAAGAUAUACACAAACGAAGACAACCUUUGCCAUCCAUGGAUGCCAUAUAUUUCAUCCAACCAACCAAAGAAAACAUUGUUAUCUUCCUUUCUGAUAUGUCUGGAAAAUCGCCAUUGUACAGAAAGGCAUUUGUCUUCUUCAGUUCACCUGUUUCCCGUGAAUUGGUUGCCCAAAUAAAGAAGGAUGGAAGUGUUUUACCUCGCAUUGGUGCCUUAAGAGAGAUGAACUUGGAAUAUUUCGCCAUAGAUAGCCAGGGUUUCAUCACUGACAACGAGAGAGCCCUUGAGGAUCUCUUUGGGGAUGAAGAAAGCUCUCGCAGAGGUGAUGCAUGUUUGAAUGUGAUGGGGACACGAAUAGCUACUGUAUUUGCUUCUUUGAGGGAGUUUCCAUAUGUGCGUUACCGUGCUGCUAAAUCCCUUGAUCCUACUACAAUGACCACCUUUCGUGAUCUAAUUCCUACAAAGCUUGCUGCUUCUGUUUGGAACAAUCUGAUGAAAUAUAAAGCCAACCUUCCUAAUUUUCCCCAGUUAGAGACAUGCGAGCUGCUUAUCUUAGAUAGAUCAGUAGACCAGAUUGCUCCGAUUAUACAUGAAUGGACAUAUGAUGCCAUGUGCCAUGAUUUACUAAAUAUGGAAGGAAAUAAAUACAUCCAUGAGGUUCCAAGCAAGACAGGUGGUCGCCCUGAGAAGAAGGAGGUUCUUUUGGAGGAUCAUGACCCUAUCUGGUUAGAGCUUCGACAUGCACAUAUAGCUGAUGCAAGUGAGCGGCUGCAUGAGAAAAUGACAAACUUCGUAUCUAAAAAUAAGGCUGCACAAAUUCAUGGCUCAAGAUCUGGUGGUGAAUUGUCUACUCGGGACUUGCAAAAGAUGGUUCAAGCUUUGCCUCAAUAUAGUGAACAAAUUGAAAAGCUAUCCCUCCAUGUUGAUAUUGCAGGAAAAAUUAACAAAAUUAUCAGGGAAUCUGGGCUUAAAGAUGUUGGUCAACUAGAGCAGGAUCUUGUUUUUGGAGAUGCAGGAACCAAGGAUAUUAUUAAUUUUCUUAGAACAAAAGAGGAUGUAUCGCGUGAAAAUAAAUUGCGAUUAUUGAUGAUUUAUGCUGCCGUAUAUCCUGAGAAGUUUGAUGAUGAUAAAAUCUCAAAAUUAAUGGAGCUUGCUAGACUACCACCAGAUGAUGCGACAGCUGUUUAUAAUAUGAGAUUGCUUGAAUCAUCAUCAGAUCACAAAAAGAGCUCAAUUGUACCAUUUUCUCUUAAGUUUGAUGUCCACAAGAAGAAGCAUGCUGCCCGAAAAGACAGACCUGGUGAAGAAGUGACAUGGCAAUUAUCACGUUUUUACCCUGUUAUAGAGGAGCUUGUGGAAAAACUUAGUAAAAGCGAACUACCUAGGAAUGAUUAUCCAUGUAUGAAUGAACCUAGUCCAACUAUUCAUGGAUCCUCUCAGGCUGCAGCAGCAAGGUCAGGUAACAUCCCAACGCCCCAUUCAAAGAGAUCAAGGAGAACAGCAACAUGGGCUCGUCCACGAAGCUCUGAUGAUGGGUAUUCAAGUGAUUCAAUUUUAAGGCACGCUUCUAGUGAUUUCAAGAAGAUGGGUCAGCGGAUUUUUGUGUUUAUUGUUGGUGGGGCAACACGUUCUGAGUUACGAGCUUGUCAUAAAUUAUCAACAAAGUUGCAAAGAGAAAUUGUUCUAGGAUCAUCCAGUCUCGACGAUCCCCCACAAUUUAUUACGAAGCUGAAGUUGUUGAGUGCAAACGAGUUGUCAUUGGACGAUCUCCAGAUCUAGAUAUUUACUGGUGGUGAAGCUGGAUAUGCAAUUUUAAGCUGACCUGCUUUGCAAUUGUAAUCAUAUGAACAUGGUAUUAUGCUGCGUCCCACUAUUCUUGUAUUUUCCUCUCACCGUGGCGUGCACAAAAUGGCUCUGUGGCAGUUGUGUUGUAAUUUAUUUGUCGAGGCUUUCUGGAAAUCCAUUCUGUGUCACAGUGUAAGUAUACUAUCUUUUCGCGUUAGAGUGGAAAUUUUUUGCAGUA
This is a messenger RNA of Salvia miltiorrhiza (redroot sage), 2524 nucleotides long. Its product is annotated as SNARE-interacting protein KEULE-like. Gene Ontology annotation, biological process: vesicle-mediated transport; intracellular protein transport. Gene Ontology annotation, cellular component: plasma membrane; secretory granule. The transcript is spliced from 21 exons. Gene Ontology annotation, molecular function: syntaxin binding. Lineage: Eukaryota; Viridiplantae; Streptophyta; Magnoliopsida; Lamiales; Lamiaceae. Bases 283 to 2280 code for a protein of 665 amino acids. The record is from RefSeq and is a predicted model, not a curated record.